UCAAGCUUAUUGUGUUAAGGGUUGUGGUAGCAAUGGUGCUUACCACAAAGGCACCUUUGGGAGUGGGACAGAGCUCUUUGUGAUGCCCAGAAGGUGCUUGCCGAGCAAGCCAAGACUGCCUGAUGCUUUUCAGGCUUGGUGAGCUCUAGAGAACAUGCAGCAGCAGACCAGUUUUUGUUCAACUUGGGGUAGAUUUCCCUCUCUAGCAAUAAUCCAGGGGAAAAGCUGAAGGAACUGUGGGGACAGUGGAAGGAGGUUGAGGAGAGCCCCUUAGUUCUGUCCCCAGCCUUGGCCUCAUCCCACAUGGGCAUUCUGGCAACCUCUGCUGCUGCCCUGGGAUCCUUCGGCCCCUUGUCACCCUUCUGCUGCCUCUCCUACAAGGCCUGGCUGGGCAGAGCCCUGGGGACAGAUGCUGCUCCUUCAAGUGGCUUGCUGGGCUUUUUGUUAUGGAAGGAAAUGCUGUGUGAUUACGGCAGCAGCGUCAACCAGCUGACGUUUGGCUCAGGGACCAGACUGUCUGUCCAACCCAAUGUUACUCCAUCUCCUUCAGUCUACAGGCUGGUCUCUAAAGAUGACGAGAAUGUGGAAAUGUGCCUUAUCACAGAUCAUUCCCCUGAAAAGCUUACUCUUAACAGGGCUGAUAAGGUGACAAAUACUGUUGUGGAGGUGACAACACCUGAGAACAAACAGGAAGCCAGCUACCUGUCAACCUACUGGGGCAAGAAAGAUGAAAUGCUGUGUGGUGCAAAUCAUGAGGGAUUUGGAGCACUGGAAGGGGAAGAUCCUGAAAGCGGUUCCAGUGCUUUUUGUGUUACAGGAAUGUCUCUACAAUUCAGGACAGAUGAGAACCUGAACACAAUGUCUUUAUCACAGCUGUCUCUGAAAAUAAUUUUAAUGAAAGGAAUAAUUUUUAAUGUCCUGAUGACGAUACUUGUGUGGAAAAAAAAGAAUGUAAGUAACUAGAUGGUGCAGUCCUGAAGUAUCAAAAAAGUCUGCUGAGGAAUCUUUACCAGAGCAUCAUCUGCAAGAGGGAACACAGGCAUUCCUAUUGAAAGAGAUAUCACUUGCUAUCUGUGUAUCAGCCAGCCAUUAUAAUCUAAAUUGCUUUAUUUGCAUUGUUCCAAAGCUUACCUAACCUAACUUACUAAACCUAAGCUUAAAAUUUCCAGCAUUCUGCUCCCCCAGAUGCCUGAUUCAUUUAGCACAACAAUGCCUCUUUUUUCAUAAAGCACAGUUUGGCAUGACUAUAAAUUACCAAACAUCACUCUUACCUACUGGUGUUAAAAUGACAUCCGAUUUCUGUUGUUUGGAGGUGGUGUUUGUUGAAAUCUGCAAGUUAAAUAUUACCUGAAUGUGAAGUUUUCAUAUUUUGGUAGCAUUCAGGUAUGCACCUCUUAGGGUGCACACCCAAAGACACCGUUGCAGUUGCAACAGUCUGAAAAGCAAAGGGAGAGUUACUCAGGGUC
This is a messenger RNA of Neopsephotus bourkii (Bourke's parrot), 1466 nucleotides long. Its product is annotated as T cell receptor alpha chain MC.7.G5-like. NCBI's taxonomy places the organism in Eukaryota, Metazoa, Chordata, Aves, Psittaciformes, Psittacidae. The record is from RefSeq and is a predicted model, not a curated record. Gene Ontology annotation, molecular function: peptide antigen binding. Bases 304 to 963 code for a protein of 219 amino acids. The transcript has 5 exons.